Messenger RNA from Tetrahymena thermophila SB210, 3672 nucleotides. Its product is annotated as PHD-zinc-finger-like domain protein. Lineage: Eukaryota; Ciliophora; Oligohymenophorea; Hymenostomatida; Tetrahymenidae. The record is from RefSeq and is a predicted model, not a curated record. The transcript is spliced from 5 exons.
CUAAUUACAAGUAUGUUAUUAAUUAAUUUUGAAAAUAUAAUGAUGUCUUUUCUUUAAAAUUUAUUAAAUUAAUUAAAUUCAUAAAAUCAUUCUAAUAAAAUGACAAGGAGUGUUUAUAAAAAAUUACCCUCAAAAAAUUAGAAAGUAAAUAAAAAUAAAAAAGAGAACGUUGUUGUUAUAUAAGCUAAAUAAUUAACUUCGUCUUCAAGAAUUAACACUCAAAAGAAGUAAAAUAAGACCAAGUACAUUACUAAGAAAAAUAAAAAAGUCACACCUAGGCAGAAAAUUAGCAAAAUCUCUCAAAAUUAGCCUACUAGCUAAGAUUAACCGUCAAAUAUAUAAAACAAAUAUAAUUUUAAAGAUAUUUAAAGAAAAAUGCUUUACAGAAAAAUAUAAUAAAAUGAUAGUAUUUUAAAAAGCAAACCUUAUUUUAACUACUUCCAUUGCAAAGAUUAUGAAAAAGAUCCCAGAAAGUGUGACAACUGCUUUGAUAGUUAAAUAACAGAAGAAAAUGAAAUGCUUUAUUGUGAAGAAUGCAAUUCCUUUUUACAUAAGCUUUGUUAUAGUGUGUCUUAAGACUAGUUUGAUCUUAUAAAUAAAUAAGAAACCGAAGAUGAGUGCAAUUUUACUUUUGUAAAGUGUGAAAGCUGUUUAGAAAGAGAAAUAAACCCAGAAAUAGAUAUAUAAUGCUUAAUAUGUUAAAGAGAUAUAGGUAUGAUGAAAUGCUUUUACUUUGAUUCUAGAAGAGUAAAAUUUUCUUCUAAGAAAAAUAAACAAUAUUCAGACUACGAAUACUUUAUAGAUAAAACACCUGUGCUAUUGUUAAAUGAGGAACAAAUAAAAAACAAUAAAUAUAUCAAAAGAGUUUUUGCACAUCCCCUCUGUAUAAAUAGCUCUUCUUGUCUCUUUAUCUACCAUUUUAAAUUCUUACUUAUUUGGGAUGAAGAGGAUUAUAAGAAAAAAAGUAACUAAGGUAAGAAGUAUAAAUGCUCUUAGUGCAAUCAAGGAAAUGGCCUUCUCAUUUAAUGUGAACACCAAAACAAAUAAUUUCCCUCAUGCAAACAGUUCUACCACCCAUUAUGUGCAGCAGAAAAAAAAAUGAUAUACUAUCAAUAAGGAAUGAGACUUAUCCAUUAAAACUAAUCUGUGAGAUAUUCAGAUAAAGAAGAAAAUAUUACUUAUUACUACAUUAUAUGCAAUAAUCAUAUUGCUCAGAUCUUUUAAUAAAAAUAAUCUUAUGGCUUUUUUAAUGAUAAAUAACAGAUUUACAGCUAAUUAAAAAUGAAUACAGAAGAAGAACAAAAGAAUUACGAUGAUUGGAUACAGUAAAUGAUAGAUGAAUAUGGCCCUUAAAACAAAAACAAAGAUUAAAUGUCUGUCUAACUAAACUAAAAUAAGGAAAUAAAAGAUUCAUAAAUUAGCAAAGAUGUUUUAAGUCAUAAAAUUCAAGAUAUUAGUGUUGGGAUUUCAAAUUUAGAAUAGUUUUAUUAUCAAAAAAAUGACCCUAAAAGAUAAAAAGAAAGCAAAGAACCUAGCUCAAGCAUAGACAGCUCUUAAUAGGAAGUGAGUAAAAAAAAUAACAGUGUUGUAUAAAACUAAAACCAAAAUUAACCAGCAUCAAUUCAUUUUAGUAAUUGGAAUUAGUCUAAUUUAAAAUUUGAAAGUCAACAUGAAAAAGGAAAAUAAAAAAGCUAAGACCUCAAAAAUGUAUAGUCUGAUGAGAAUAAAUGUGAUAAAUUUUAAGCAAUAGAUUAAAACAAUUAAGAUGAUGAAACAGACAACAUUUAUAAGUUAAAUAUAUUUGAGCAAUAAAGGCUUAUAGUAAAAAAUGAUAUUGAUCUCAAAUAACAAUUUUAAAGCAACAUAAAAUAAAAUUCUUUAGAAAAAUAAAAAUAAAUUGUAAACUACAAAGCAAUAGAGUUAGAAAAAAUAUUUUUAGAUAAAUUUAUGAACUAGAAAAAAGAAUUCGAGAACAAAAUAACCUAAAAAAAAUCUUUGAGCAAUGAAAAACUGGAAAAUCUUUAACCAAAAAUAUUAAAUUAAAAAGAACAGCAAAAACAAACUAAGUCACAAAAGAAUAUAUAAAAUGUACUUAAAAGAGAGCUUGGCUUAGAUUUGCCUUCCCCAUAGAAAAAGAAAGUGAAAAAACUAUAACAAAAAAAAAUUUUUAAAGCAAAUUCUGAUGAUGAAGAAUAAGAGGAAGAAAAAGAUUUCUUACAAGGAAAUAACAAUUAAGAAACCGAAAUAGAAACGAGAAUAUUAGAUAAGCAAGCAAAGAGAGAAAAAUUCAAUAAAAAGAAUAUAAAUGAAAAAUGUAAUGAGAGCAAAUAAUCAGAUGAAAGUUUUCAAAAUACAAGAGAAAGUAGCAGUGAAAAUAGUGAAUAAGAAUAAUAAAAUUAGCUUAGGAGAUCUAGUAGAGUGAAAAGAGCACCUGUCUCACUUGAUAAUAAUAUAUUUACUAUUUAUGAACAGAAGAAAUCCUCACUAAAAGAGAAAGAUGUGACAAGUAAUGAAUCCAAAUAAUCCUCUUCUGAUACUAAGCAAAUAGAAGAAAUAAAUCUGUUUUCUUCAUCUACAAAAAAAUAAAAAUAAACAAAAAAUAAACCAAAUAGCUAGAAAUAGAAUAAAUUUAAGAAAUCUAAAGAAAACAUUUUCUCCAACGAUGAAGAAGAUAAAAAUAUCUAUUAAAGUAAUGAUGAAGACAGUGGAUUAAGCGAUUACUUCUAUUCAAAAAGUAAACCCAAAAAAAAAAUUAAAUGGGAAGAUGAUCAAAAUUAAGUUAAGUGUGAAAAGAGUUUGAAAUUUGAUGACCUAGAAAGCUCUGCUGAAGAAGGAAACAAAAAUAAAAAAAAUAUUUAGUAAAAAUAAAAAAAAAUAAACUAUAGAAACCUUGAUUAACGAGAAGAUGAAUCAUUAUAAGAAGAAAAUAGUGUAUAUAACAAUGAUUCUUUUUAACUAAUGCUAGAUUCCUCACUAACAGAAUAAGAGGAAUUGUAAGACUUAGGAUAUAUCAUAGAUAAGUUAAAUUAAUAUGAAAAUAAGGAAAAUUUAGAGUCUAAACAAGUUGAGGAAGACGAAGAUAUUGAAGAUGAUAUACCAAUAGACUUACCUGAUUUAACGUCUCAUUUUUUUUAUGAUGAAAAAGAGGAGUAAAGUUAAAGCAAAACAAUAUUCUAGUUGGAAUCUAAUAUAAAUAUUUUAGAAUAAAAAAUUUUCUUUUUAAAGGAAGACUCUAAACUCAAAAAAUACUCAAUUCUAAAUCAUUAAAAUUUUGAGAUGUAUUAAUAAAAGGAGUUAAAAAGAUUAAUGAGUAGAAAAGAGAUGUUAGAAUAACAAAUUUAGUAAAAGAAAAAAAUAAAGAUAGAAAAAUAUAGACAACAACUGCAUUAUUUUGAUUAAAUAUUAGAUCUGAAGUGCUUACCAAAUAUCAAAAGUUAAAAUUUUUAAAAAUGCUUAAAAAACAACAUUGAUAAGUAAGUCCCUUCUUUUAGGUUGAUAAAGUAUAAGCUAAGCUAAAACCAAGACUUCUCAAAAGAAAUACCUCUUAACUUUUAAAUUUGUGAUCUCAAUUCGAAAUUUGAAAUUAUAGGAUUUUCUACACUUACCAAAGUGAAUAUAAAGCAAAAAGAGCAUGCAAAUUUAAUUCAUAACUUUUUUUCCUUUCAAAAAUGA